AUGUCUGAUAAAACUUAUAAGCCUUCAUCUGAAGAAUUUUUCAGAAAAAAUUCCUUUUUAAAUUUAGAAAAUUUAAAAAAUUUCAACUCUUAUGAUCAUUUAUUGACAUUGAUUAGUAGUGGAACAUAAAAAAGCAUACCUGAAGACUUAGAAUAGAAAGCGAUUAGACUUCUAAAGUCCAUUAAAUGCAAUUAAGAGAAUUUAACAAAUUUCACUGCUGAACAAGUGGAAGAAUAUUAUUUUUAGUUAGUAAAAAACUUCUAGUUAGUAGAGUAUAAAGGUCCAACAAUAAUUGAUCCUCAGCAAACAAAAAAUUUAUAUUUAGUGUUUUUUGGAGAAGUGACUUUAUACACAUAAAAGCAUAAUGAAGGAAUGCAAGAUUAUUCUCCUGAGCGAUACAAAUAGCUAGAUUAAUAGACUAUUAAAAGCUUUCUAAAUCUAAACUUAUAAGAAGAAGGAGAAAUUAUCAAAAAUAUUGCACCUAGUAAAGACUAUUCCUAAGUUGCAACUACAAGCUAAGAAGAGUUUCUUUUUAAAAACUUUGAAGUAUUCAAAAAGCUUCUUCCAGGGAAUUUAUUCGGAGAGGUUAAAUAGAUACCAGAAUUACCUAAAAAAUAUCUAGCAUUUAUCAGCGAAAAUGCAAUUUUGGCUCAAAUUGAAAAGAAGGAUUUAGAUAACAUAUAGAAAAUAUAUAUGAAAGAAUUAUAUUUUAAGGUAAAUCAGCUUAAAAAGCUUUUGCCUAAUGUAAAUAACAAAUCAAUUAUCUAAUUAAGUAAAGACUUAGUAUCUAGAAAUUAUGUAAAAGACUAAGUAAUUUAUAGUGAAGGAAGUGAAUCUGAUUGUAUUUAUAUUAUAAAAGAAGGAUAAGUUACUUUUGUAAAAAAUUAUAAUGAAAUCGUUAAACCAACGACAGAUUAAAUGAAUCAAGAGGGAGAAGAAGAUGAAAAUUCCCAUUAAAUUUUGAUGAAGCACAAAGUAUUGAAAAACUAGAUUGAACUCAGUAAAAUGAGUGGAGGUUCAAUUUUUGGAGAAGAUGAAAUAUUUUUGGGAACUCUAAGGAACAAUACAGCUAAAGUUUCUUCAAUAAAUUUGGAUGUGUAUGUUCUAAAAAAGGAGUAGCUUUUUUAGGUAAUCUCUUAAGCUAACUCUAAUUCAAAUUAAAACUGCUAAAAUUAUUUAGAAAAUAUGAGGAGACAUUCCCUAAAAAAGUAGGAUUUCUAUGAAAAAAGAAUAUUAAUUAACAAGAAAAAAAUCUAAAAUAUUGUAGAAAACCAAAGAAAAGCUAAUUCUCCUCAUCUUUAAAGAGGUUUAUCUGGAAUUAUAAAUGAAGGGCUCGAGUAAAAAUCUCCUAAAGAAGCUUACAGCUUUUUUAAAACUACUUCGAAAGUUGCUACAACAGAUAAUCACUAAAUAAAAUAGUACAGUCAACUUUCUUAAAAUAACAGAAACUUAUCUUAUGAAAAUCAAGUAAAAAAUAACCAAGCAGAUUUAAGUUAAAAUUAAAAAGAAUAAUAGAAUUCAUAAACAGAUGUUUUAAAUUAGUUUGAAGGAAUUACUUUGAAUAAAUAAAGUGUAAGUAAAAAACAGCAGAAUAAUAUUUAAAAUUAAAUGUAGAGAACAUAAAAAAUAAAUAAUCAAGCUAAUUAGAAAUAGGUUUCUGCUACAGAUGAAAUUUAGUAGCUUGUUUAAACAAACUAGCAAUUCAUGAAAAAAACAGGCUAAAAUGUUAAAAAAUUUGGAUUUGAUAAUCCUCUUUUUGAUGAAAUCGCUAAGAAUUAAAUUCAAAGAAUUCGUUAAAUUAACGAAGAUUACCUUAAAAUGAAAGAUCCUAAGAAGUACAGAGAGAAGCCAAUGCAUUAAAAAAACUAAAUUAUUUAAAAAAGAAUGAGUAAAAUUUUAGAUUUGACUAUUAGGAAAUAACAAAAUAAUCAGAAUCAUCAGUAAGAUAGCAAAGACGGAAAUCAAGAUGAUGCUGGCUAUAAAUUGAAAGAAGUUUCUAGUAAUAUUGCUUCUCCUAGAAUACAAGAUGUAUAAAAAAUAGCAAGCUUAAACAACUUCAUUAGUAGCCCAACUUAAAGUAUUAGUAAUAUAAAUAACAGUUAAACAAAUACUUGUAGUAAUCUCAAUAAAAAGAGUGUUAACUCUUAAAACGGAUUGCUAUCUAGCAGUUAGCAAAUACCUGUCCAGUUAAAAUUUAGUCUGAAGAGCAAGUUUUUAUAACACAGUGAUUCUCCUACUACUAGAUAAAUAGACUAAAGUGAUAGUCCUAUUUAAGUAAAUAGUUUAAUCUCAAGUUAUAGAGAUAGUCCUAUGAAUAGAAAUUAAUCAGAUAAAAAAGUUGGCUUGACUUUUAAUAACUUCUAAUAGAGUCUCUAAAGAAGCGAAUAAUAGCAAGUAUAAAAUAAUUUAGCUCCUCCACAAAGUAAAUUUAGUUAGGAAGCAAAAUUACAGAAUGAAGUAGAAUCAAGUCUUUUGAAAGCAGAAUAAAAUUUAAGAAAAUUAGAAGAUUUUAAAAUGAAUUCUAAUACAAUUUAAAACCAAAAUGAGGUUUAAAAAGGUUUAAGCAAAGACUAAAGGACUCCUGAAAAGAGGCAAUACGAGGAAUACUAAACUUAGCCUUUCCUAAGAAAAGUUAGUACUAAAAAUAUUUCUGAAGAAAAGCAGUAGCAAAACUAUAUUUUAAGUUAAAAAUAAAAGUAAAAUCUUCAAAUAAAGAUACCAAAAAAUGAUUACUGUGAUGUCUUGUAAGAGGAUCUAACUACUGUAAAAUCAAAUCAGACUGUUUAUUAUUUAAAUCAUUGCAGCAAAAAUAGACAUUUAGUUAGAAAUUCUUCAUAGUAAUUUUAGUCUCAAGACUUUUAAAGUAAUAAACAUCCAUUUACAACUGUUAGCACUCCUUCAAAUCAGCUAAACUAAAAAUUGAGCUAUAAUCAAUUUUAAGAUACAAGUUUAAGCUAUAACAAUACUCCUUUUCAUAUUCCAAAAAGCUAGUCGUUUGGGAAAAAAAAUUUAUAACUUGAUACCUAAGAAGAGUCAAAGAAUUAUUUUGAAAAAAGAUAUUAAGAUGAUACUUUUUCAUAGGUAUUUUAAAUUUCUCAAACUUAAUUUAACUAAAAUAGUAAGGUAUCGUUAGCUGACAACAAUUCUAUAGAUUAAUUAAAUAUUUCUAACAACAAUUAAUAGAAUUUAAAACAACCAUAUAUAAAUAAUUCAAAAUCUAUGAACUAAAUUUUUAAGUAAAAAAAUCAACAGUUAAAAAACAACUAUUUUUAAAAACAAAAUAAUAUGUUUUUGCUGAACUCACCAUAAAAUCACCUGAUUUUUUAUAAAAACAAUUAAAAUGUAUAAUCUUAAUCUUAAAUAUUCCAAAACCAGUAAAGAUUCCUUUUUAAAAACGGAGGACAUUUCUCUCACCGUGUCGAUUCGAGUUUAGUUUAGCAGAUUUAAUCUCCUAAAGGGAAAUAAUAAAUUUAAAAUGAAAUAGUAAAUUUUCAUACUUUAAAUAAAAAGAAUUAAAAUAAAAUUCCUUUUUAGAACCAAUUUUCAUAGUUAUAAAAUCAAAAAAAUUCUCUUGUUAAUUAAAAUACAUUUUAAAUCCAACCUCCAAAUUCUCCUUUAUCAAAUGAAAAACAAGCUCUUUACAAAAUUGUAAAUAACCUAAACUGA
Molecule: messenger RNA, 3666 nt
Organism: Tetrahymena thermophila SB210
Lineage: Eukaryota; Ciliophora; Oligohymenophorea; Hymenostomatida; Tetrahymenidae
Product: cyclic nucleotide-binding domain protein
Exons: 5
Source: RefSeq, a predicted model, not a curated record